Molecule: messenger RNA, 1083 nt
Organism: Mercurialis annua (annual mercury)
Lineage: Eukaryota; Viridiplantae; Streptophyta; Magnoliopsida; Malpighiales; Euphorbiaceae
Exons: 6
Coding region: 1-1068 (355 amino acids)
Source: RefSeq, a predicted model, not a curated record
AUGGCUACAAUUAGGGACAUCAAGGUUCAUUCAAACUUAAGUGGAACUGAGGUGUAUUGUUGGAAGGGAAGGAUAUGUUCUUUUGAAGAGGGAGAGGAAAUCCAAGAGUGCAAAAGAGGACAAGUAGUGAGACAAGUUGGGGUGAACUUUCAAGCUCAACAUUCUAAUUCUAAUGCUACACCCUCCAAAUGUGCACUCUUCUUUCCACAAAAUCUAUUUCCUUUUCGCUCUUUGUUUGAUUAUUUGAUUCUUCCAUCAUUUGCCGUUUCUGGGGGAGUUGGGGGUGUGACUUCAGAGGGGUUGGUUGUUGCUGAUUCGGGAGAGAUUCCUCAGGGUCGAGACCCGGAUUCUCCGUCUAGGAAGAGGCGUCGAGUUGGCGAUGGUUCUCCAUCGAGGGAGAAUUUUCCUGGAGACUCUUCUUCUGCUCCAGAUUUGGUGCAGUGGGUCGAAGGUCAGGAUCCUGCCAGUUUGCUGAAUCCUAGAGUGCUAGCGGAAUAUAUCCGGACUUUGGCGAUUCCUGAUGAUGUUACGUGGUUUUGUGGUAGGCCGGGUCAGGAGCUUUCCGAUCUGGCUUGUUUUCAUGGUUUCUCUGCUCUUCAAUCUGUUCUGGUAUUGAACGACCGCCGACAGUGUGCCGAGGAGGAGGUUGAGCGUCUGUCCUCUCUUUUGGCGACUUCCGAGUCUGAAAGGGCCAAAUUGAAGGCUUCUUUGGAAGAGCAUGAUUCCCUUAUGGCGCAGCUUAAGGCGCAGGAUGCGAUUAAUGAUCGCCAAGUUAAAGUGAUCGAGAAGAAAACUGAUGACUUGACUCAAGAGAUUGAGGAGCUCAUUCGAAUCAAUUCCCUCGUUGGUGGGGAGAGGGACAGUCUAAGAUCGGAGGUUGAGAGUCUUCAUAUCCGUCUGCUAGAUACGAAAGCUUUUUACUCUGCUUUGAUAAGCGAGUAUCGUCUUGCGAUUGGGAGGAAGCUUCUAGAGCAAAAUCCUGAUAUUGAUCUUUCUGGGGUUAACGGGUUGGAUCCCCAAGCCAUCGCUCGUGAUCUUCUUGUCAAGAUGUCUAAAGACCGUGUCUAGUAGUUUAUCUUUUGA